AUGUUGGCCACUAGGUUUGAAGAGUUAAGAAUGAGAGAUGAUGAGAUGUUUGAUGUCUUUUAUGCGAGCUUAAAUGACAUAGUAAAUUCGUCUUUCAAUCUAGGUAAGAAAAUCCCUGAACCUAAGAUAGUGAGAAAGAUUCUUAGAUCCUUACCUGAGCGUUUUAGGCCUAAAGUCACGGCAAUUGAGGAGAGUAAGGACAUAGACACUAUCAAGAAUAAGAAGAAGCCUCAAGAGAGACAAAGAGGUGGCCCGAGUAAAUCUAGGAAGAAAUCCAAAUCCGUGAGAUGUCAUAACUGUCGCGGUUUUGGUCAUGUGAGAAAUGAGUGCCCUAGUGCUAAGAGAUUUGAAGAGAAGGCUAUGAAUACUACUCUUACUGAUGACGAGUCUAGCUCGGACAAUCAGAUUAAGAAAUCCACCCGUGAGGAGAGUGGAAAAUAUGUGGCCUUCGUUGCAAGGGAUAAAAGUGGAUCCGAACAGCGGAGUGAUAGGGAAGAGGACUUAGAUAAUAGUGAAGAAUUUGGUGAUGAGAGUGGAAGUGAGCAAGAUCUAGAAACAACCUAUGAUAGGAUGUAUAAGGAAAGCCUUAAGAUCUUAGCUGCUAACCAGGCAAUGAACAAGAAUGUGAAGGGGCUUAGACUAGAGAAGGAACAGUUAGAAGCUCAGGUUAGUGAUCUCACCAGUAAGAAUGAGAUGUCCUCUAGGAGAGUAAGUGAGCUAACUAUUGUGAAUGAAACCUCAGCUAUUCAGGUUAAACACCUUGAGAGUGAGCUAGAAUUGUCUAGGUAUCAGUUACUUGCCUUUUCUAGCAGUUCUGAAAAGCUAGAUAAUAUUCUAGGUAUAGGCAAGCCGGCUGGUGAUAGGGGAGGUCUAGGUUUUGAUCUGAAUGUUGCUAGACCUAGGUCUACCAGACGUCGUAGGACCCGUCGGCCUAGGAAUAGAAAUCAGCGUAAGCAUAUCAUGGGUCCUAGGUUUGUCCCUACAUGUUUUUACUGUGGGGAGUUAGGUCACAUCCGCCCUAGAUGUCAUCAGUAUCUGAACAAUAGGAAAGACUUGAGCCUGAAAAGGAACAAAAAUCAUGUGUCUGUUUGUCAGAUUGGAUUCCUUGCUGAUCAAGUGAAUCGUUUAACUCAAUUGAUGACACAGCUGUUUGGAAACAAUCCCCGUUCUAGACAGAUUUGGGUGAAGAAAAACGAUCUCCCAAAUUUGGUUAGAGAUCGCGGUGCUCUUAAAGGAAAGAGCAUUUAUAUACAUAAUUGA
This is a messenger RNA of Olea europaea var. sylvestris, 1260 nucleotides long. RefSeq lists its product as uncharacterized. Bases 1 to 1260 code for a protein of 419 amino acids. Lineage: Eukaryota; Viridiplantae; Streptophyta; Magnoliopsida; Lamiales; Oleaceae. The record is from RefSeq and is a predicted model, not a curated record. Gene Ontology annotation, molecular function: nucleic acid binding; zinc ion binding. The transcript has 3 exons.